Molecule: messenger RNA, 5636 nt
Organism: Manacus vitellinus (golden-collared manakin)
Lineage: Eukaryota; Metazoa; Chordata; Aves; Passeriformes; Pipridae
Gene: NEK7
Product: NIMA related kinase 7
Exons: 9
Coding region: 2183-3091 (302 amino acids)
Biological process (GO): protein phosphorylation
Molecular function (GO): protein kinase activity; ATP binding
Source: RefSeq, a predicted model, not a curated record
ACAAGAAACUAGCAGAAGAUUCCUUAUUCCUUCCCCAGAAUUUAUUGCAACUGGAUAAACCCCUGUGAAUCUACCUGGAGAAUUUAGAUGAAGCUUUGUGACAACAGUUUAAUUUUCAGUGCUGCUGUGUUAUGAUUUCUUGCCUUGGAGAGGAGGUUGUAUGGGAGAUGCUUUAGAACUUGCCAGAAGAAGUGUUAGUGUUGGUGUCCUAGUGCUGGCUGAAAGAUUGCCUGGUCAGUGGUGUGUGCUGUCUCUGCCAGCUGAUUCACCCUUUCUCAGCAUGAUCCCUCUGACAGUCUUAGAAGUCUUGGCAAUUCCUACUUCUUUUUUCUGCUUCUCACUGUGGUUUGAUAAUUGAUUUUUUAAAAAUUAUUCAUUUUAUUUUGACCUGCCUGAAACUGCUUUUUUUGGAUCUUUUUUGUCGGUGGACUAGUUGCCGUUAAUACAUUACAACAGGAAAUUGCUGCCUGUCUGCUUCAUACAGGAGUAUGAUGGGUGGGAAGGCAAAGCCUAAAGGGACCCUUAGUUGCUCUGGAGGGUGGCUGUGGUUUGGUGUUAGGAAUAGCUAAUGGCACUGGGAUGGUGGGGGGUGACUGCUUUAAAUGGGCCAGGGAGAGCAGAUCACUAAUGAUUUGUUUGUGUAUCCAAUCCACUGCUUAGUACCCAAGGUGGAAACUGUGUACUCAUGGAGAAACUUUGCAAAGCUGCUUUGUGAUUAUUUUGUCUAUUAGUAAUGUUAUCACAACAAUACUGCAAGAACAACAACGGUGCUGUGAGCACGAACUGUUCGUUAGUUUCUUAAAUAUUUUGCAAUUAAGCCUUUCUAAGGUUUUCUGCUUUCUGUUAUUUCUAGCCCUUUUAAUACUCUAUAGACAUUAUUGGGAAGAUUUGCAUGCGUUUUAACAGCUAAUAGAUUCUGUGCUUUCAUGCUGAACUUUAAAUGUGAUUUGAGAAAACUUUAUGUACUCACUCUAAACAAAGAUCUGUGGAAUGUAAAUAGCUUUGUAUUCAGAAGUACAUAGGUUUAGCAGAAUAAAUUUGUCAUAGGAAAUUUCCUAAUGUUAAAUGUUAGGAGGUAUCAUAAAAAUUGUUUUAUGUCUAACUAUCUCUAGAACAUUCAGGAUUUGGGGCAGGAAAUAAGAAAAAAAAUAAUAAAUUGAAAAGAAAGAAUAGUAUCCCUGUCAGACACAUGACUCUUAUUCCUCCAAAGAUCUUGGCAGGUUUGACCAGGUAGAUACUUCAUGUUGGUGUGAUGAAAAAGUUGUUCAGGGCUUGCCUCUUAUUUGUAUAGAAGUUUAUUUCCUUGUUUGCAUUUGAAGCUGCCAGGGAACUUUCUGUUGUCUUCAUCUGCACAGAGGUGGCCCCUGUAGGCACCAGUAACUCUGGUACUGCACCUGCUCCCCUCAGCAGUGUUGAAUAGCCUAAGAAAGGAUUCACUUAGUUGAGGAAAAAAAAGCCUUCUGAGUAUUUGUGGUUUUGUCUCUCCUGUUCUUCCUAGUAAUGAUUCAGUGGAUUUUACAAUGCUUAUGAUUGGUCAAAGCCUUGGGAACUUGGCAGGGAUCUUCCCUGAUGGGAAAUGAGAAGUUUGUGGUUAAGAAUAGAGGCUGUGCUUCUAAUAUAGUAUUUCAAAGGCCUUUUAGCUAGCUUGUCAGAAUGUAAUGAGUGUACCUGGUUAGCUUUUUUCUAUUUAGGUGCAACUACUCUUGCAUACUCUCUAAAAUCUACAGAUUUUGCAACGUAAACCAUAUGUGCGCUGCAGUUUUAAGUCUUCUGCUGAUCUGCUAUUUCCUGUGCUGUCCAUAGGUCCAAGGUACUGGCCAGCAGGUAUCUGUGAAGUUAAAGAAGCAGUUGGUGAUGUUAAAGAAUAAUGGGAUGAUACAGCUUUUAUUAGACAGAGCCAUUUGUCUGGUGCAAGUAGUUUUAAUUCACAUUUUUUAGUAAUAAGUUCAGAUGCGUAUAGUGAUUUAUUAAAUUUUAUAGAAUAGCUAAACAUAAAAAAAAUCUCCUUUCCCGAACAGUGCAGGGUUGGAAUAGUUAAAUGUUCAUAAACUCAAGCAUACAAAUGAGAAGAUGGAUUACUUUGUUGUUCUGCUGAUUUCAUCAAUCAUAAAUACAGACUGAAUUACAGUGUAAUGACUGUAUUUUUCUUUUCAGGACAUAAGGAACACUCGUACGUUACAGAAUGGAUGAACAAUCACAAGGCAUGCAGGGGCCUACUGCUCCACCAUUUCAACCACAGAAAGCCUUGCGACCCGACAUGGGCUAUAAUACACUUGCCAAUUUCCGAAUAGAGAAGAAGAUUGGCCGUGGGCAGUUCAGUGAAGUUUACAGAGCAACUUGCCUCUUGGAUGGGGUACCAGUGGCUCUGAAGAAGGUUCAGAUAUUUGAUUUGAUGGAUGCCAAAGCUCGUGCUGACUGCAUCAAAGAAAUAGAUCUUCUCAAGCAACUGAAUCAUCCAAAUGUAAUUAAAUAUUAUGCCUCAUUCAUUGAAGACAAUGAGCUGAACAUAGUGUUGGAAUUAGCAGAUGCUGGAGAUCUCUCUAGAAUGAUAAAGCAUUUUAAGAAACAGAAGAGGCUGAUUCCUGAAAGAACAGUUUGGAAGUACUUUGUUCAGCUUUGCAGUGCCUUGGAACAUAUGCAUUCUCGUCGUGUUAUGCAUAGAGAUAUAAAGCCAGCAAAUGUGUUCAUUACAGCUACAGGAGUAGUAAAGCUUGGAGACCUUGGACUUGGUCGAUUUUUCAGCUCCAAAACAACAGCUGCACAUUCUUUAGUUGGUACACCUUAUUAUAUGUCUCCAGAGAGGAUACAUGAAAAUGGUUACAACUUCAAAUCUGACAUCUGGUCCCUAGGCUGUCUGCUGUAUGAGAUGGCUGCGCUGCAGAGUCCCUUUUAUGGUGAUAAAAUGAACUUGUACUCUCUGUGCAAGAAGAUAGAACAGUGUGACUACCCACCUCUCCCUUCAGAUCACUAUUCAGAGGAACUGCGACAAUUAGUUAAUAUGUGCAUCAACCCCGACCCGGAGAAGCGACCAGACAUCACCUACGUGUACGAUGUAGCGAAACGUAUGCACGCACACACCGCCAGCAGCUGAACUGACGCCAGACCAGGAGGAAGAGAGCAGAGAUAACCAAGUAUUUUAAAUAACUCAUCCCACCCCUCUGUGUGUUACACAAAUGUAAUUAUUUGAAGCUUACCGUUGUGCUUUGAAUCGUAAACCAAUUUACAUACACAAGCUUUGUUUUCCAUUUGUUUCUGGGGGUUUCGUUUGUAUUUUUUACUAACUUGCAGUUGUACAACAGGUUUAAAUGUGUAAGGCGUAAUUUCAAGAUACCAAGAACCACCCUCUUCCAUGAUAUGUGGGUUCAAGUAUAUUUUCUGUAAUAACAAAAUUGUAUUCAGUUGGGCCUCAGUUCUAAAACACAUUUGCACUUUUGCACAUGAUACAGAUAUUAGGCUUAUUAUCCAGAAGCAAAAUGUCUGAAUCUCUCACCUUUAUAGUAAUUUAUGGAAAGUAUGAAUCAGCACAGUUAACUUUAUUUUAAUCUUUGUUCUGAGAGGAACAUAAUUAUUAUAGAAGGUGAUUGCAUUUUAUGUUGAAUUGUAGUUUGCAGUUCUUGCUGUAAGAGUAGACAGGUCAUAGGAUUAGUUCUCCGCUUGCCAAGUGCGAUGGAAAAAUAGUUUCAGGAAAAUUUGUCAUGCUGAAAUUUUUGUAACAGCCCUUUUUGUUUUGUUAUUCUAUCAUAAUACACAUAAAACACUUGUUGGAGGUUUUCUGGGAAAAUUUAAGGUGUUGAUUCACGAAUCUGAUGGCUUUGAAUAGAUUUGUGCAGCGCUGCCCUGGGGCAAUAGGAGUCUGCAUAGUUAAGUCUUAAAACCAUGCAGAUGCUUCUAGUAGCAAAGAGGGGUUCUUCUGAGGCUGUCAUUUGUACAGGUCUGAUUAAAAGAUGUGAUCUUUAGGUUACAACUUCCCAACUGUUUGUGUAUAUGUCACUGUUUGUAGAUUUUUGUGUUUAAAAUAAUUUGAAUGACCUUACAAUGUAUUUAAAUUUUAAAAUGUUUGGUUUUUUUUAAGUACAGAAAUCUUUUGGGAAAGAUAUAAUACUGUAGUAUAACACAAAAUGUAUUCUACAUAAAUAUAUAAUUUUUGUAUACUCUAUCCUGAGAGUUAGUUUUAUAUUUAGCAAAAUUGAAUUUUAGCUUUUAUGUUUAAGAGAAAGUUGCCAGUCCUUCAUUUGGGAAAUAAAUAUAUAUGCAAACUGUCUUACAAAUACUUUAUUAGUUAAAAAGGAAAUGCUGAAUAUUUUUGUUAGACCUUAGUGCCUUUUUGACUGUGCUUAAAUAAUAUUUUUAUUGUUAAGGAAGGAAUGUACCUUGUUUCUAAAUGUGGCAAAAAUGGAGAGUGGAAUGAAAUUUCUAGAGUUUCAUGACUGAACUUUUUAUACAGAACUGUCUAAGCGUAAUUCUUUUCAGUGAUAACAGCUAAGAAGCUGUUACAGUCGGUUAAAUCUUUUUCCUUAACGUGGGUAAAAAGAAGUUAGUUCAAAUAAAAGCAGCAGGAUGUACAUACAUGUAUAGGUUCUAGAUGUAGUCACUUCCCUGCAUGCUCAGAUUUUGUUUUUGCUUGUUUGUUUCUCUGUGCAGCUUUAAUUUUUUGAUUUGAUAUAAUGCUCAAAGAAUAAAAAUCUGUCUGUGGAGUUUGUGGAUGAAAUGUUCAGCCUCGGUCAGGAUUGUUUCCAGUUUUGUAUUUUUUAAAACUGCAAAUAGUAUGGAAAUUGUAUUUGGCAAAAUACAGGAGUUUUUAAAUAGUAUGUGCCAGAUCAUGAGCUUAUCUUGAUACAUAUUUUUUAAAUCUUUGUUUCCAGAUUUUGUAGGAUGAAUUCUAUGAAACCAUAGUUUUCCUUCUCACUUGUGUGUACUUAAUCUUGUAGGACUUGAGUGGAGAAGAGGUAUUUGAGAAACCUUGGUUUGUAUCUUAAAACCUCUAGAUUUGUUUUUGUUAUCUGAUUGUAUAAUUUUUAAAAUGAUGGUUAUAUUCUGUAACUAUAUUUCAUAUGUCAUAGAAUGAAAUGCUUUAUAUUGAAAAAGGCAGCACAAUAUUUGCUUGACUGCCAGGAUUAACUCUUAAUAUGCACAAGUACUCACACAAUCUUUUUUUUUUUCUGAAAUGGGCUAGAACAUUUAAAAAUCACUGAAAAAAACCCUCAGUGCAGGCAGGCUAUUUGUAUCUAAUCUUAUGCAUAGAGUAUUGAACUUUUCCUGAAAGAAACCGAUAAUAGAUCUCUCUCCCUCUGGAGGAUAUGUAGAGUAAAAAAAUGAUGAGUUAAGAGUUAGCAAAUGUACAUGCUUAAGCAUUUAAAUUUUUUUAGGUUUGGGGGGGGUAGUAUUUAUGAUUAAAUCUUGUGUUGAGGAAAAAAAAUAGUUGUUCAUGAUUUAAAAUCUGUAAAACAAAUGGUGCAGAUGACUCUGGUACCAAACUUUAUAAUUAAAAAACUCAUGUGGGUUAAUAGAACUGCUUACAUAAUUGGGACUGUAGAAUCUAUCCCUAAAGUAAAGCACCUGGUAACAUAUGAAAGUGAUAAGUCUGUUAUAGCACUCCCAUGUGUCCUACAUACUAAUAAAAUAUUUUCUUUCAUAAA